AUGCACUUUUUCAAAUCAAGCAUUGUCAUAUUGGCUGCUACUUGUAAGCUUGCACUUGCAUUCGACUGUCAUUCACCAUAUGGCGCAGGUGGUUGCCUGGACACGGUGGCGGGCUCGGUCGAUAUUCUUUCACCCGCCCUGCAGCCGAACGGAAGGGGGACUACAUAUUUUCUCUGCGAGAAAGGGCUCAAUGAGUGCUGUUUGGACGCUACAUUCAAGAUUCCCCCGGGCCGGAUUCCCGAUCCCAACAAAUGCCAAUUAGGGUAG
This is a messenger RNA of Puccinia graminis f. sp. tritici CRL 75-36-700-3, 267 nucleotides long. RefSeq lists its product as uncharacterized. The record is from RefSeq and is a predicted model, not a curated record. The transcript is spliced from 3 exons. The coding region runs from base 1 to 267 and encodes 88 amino acids. Lineage: Eukaryota; Fungi; Basidiomycota; Pucciniomycetes; Pucciniales; Pucciniaceae.